AUGUCUCCGGCUUCACACCAAUCUCCAAACGCUAUACCUCCCCGCCGCAGCUCCUCCGGCUGGCACUCCCAUACCUCAAGUACCGAGAAUCCUACAAGACCAGCACUCAAGCCUGUUCCUGAAGCAUCUUGGAUGGCUUCAAGCAGUCACAGUAGCCUCAAUGGUGUAGAAACCAAUCAUUUGGAUCCAGCUGUCAUAUCCACGAAUCCGCAACAAAACUCGAAGUACCCAACGACAUUGACACCGUCCUCCGCUCAACAACUUAGCUUCGACGCUGCUGCCUCCACAGUAAUACACAAGCACGGCACUACCUGGUCACUCCAGAAAGAAAAGAUUCUCAUGGGACCCUACGACUAUAUGGUCGACCACCCGGGCAAAGACAUCCGCAAACAAUUGAUCGGCGCCUUCAACGCCUGGCUGAAAGUUCCUGCUGCCUCCUUGGGGAUCAUCACCAAGGUUGUUGGAAUGCUCCACACCGCCUCAUUACUUGUCGAUGACGUCGAGGACUUCUCGUUGCUUCGCCGAGGUGUGCCCGUUGCGCACUCGAUCUUUGGGACCGCGCAAACCAUCAAUUCGGCGAAUUAUGUCUACUUCGCUGCCCUACAAGAACUUGUCAAGCUAGGAAACCCAAAAGUCAUUAAGAUAUAUACAGACGAGCUUUGUAAUCUACACCGAGGUCAAGGCAUGGAUUUGUUCUGGCGAGAUACCCUGACGUGUCCGACCGAGCAAGACUAUCUGGAGAUGGUGGGCAACAAGACCGGCGGGCUGUUCAGAUUAGCUGUACUUCUCAUGCAGGCGGAGAGUCAAAGUGAGAACUUCAAUGGCCUUUUGAGGCUGACCCAUUUCUACAGAGACUACAUCCCCCUCGUCAACACCAUAGGCCUCCUGUUCCAAAUCCGCGACGACUACAUGAACCUCGCCUCGACCACCUACGCCGACAUGAAAGGCCUCUGCGAAGACCUCACAGAAGGGAAAUUCUCAUUCCCUAUCAUCCACAGCAUUCGCUCCAACCCAAACAACCUCCAACUCAUCAAUAUCCUGAAGCAGAAGACGACGGAUAAUGAGGUCAAACGCUAUGCGGUCAAGUAUAUGGAGAAGACUGGCAGUUUCGAGUAUUGUAGGACUGUAUUGAGGGAGUUGGAGGGGAAGGCUUUGGGGAUGGUUGAGGAGAUUGAUGGUGGGUCGGGGUCGGAAGGGGGGGGAGGCGAGGCGUAUGGCGAAAGUAUGGACUGA
Molecule: messenger RNA, 1233 nt
Organism: Bacidia gigantensis
Lineage: Eukaryota; Fungi; Ascomycota; Lecanoromycetes; Lecanorales; Ramalinaceae
Exons: 3
Coding region: 1-1233 (410 amino acids)
Biological process (GO): isoprenoid biosynthetic process
Molecular function (GO): prenyltransferase activity
Source: RefSeq, a predicted model, not a curated record